GACUAAGUAGAUCAUCUACAUAUACAUAUCAUUCUAGAGUAGAUACCUGUCCUUGUAAUCAGAAUGUUUCACGCACCCUCUCUCUGUCCCCAUGCUUGUUUAUAUAUAUGUAUAUUUGGGUGAGUGAAGUACGUAGAGGUUGUUGUUGGUUCAGUGGUAGUUAAUAGGUAGUACUCCUCCAGAGAUGCCCCACUUGAAUUAUGUCCACCGCUCAGUCACACACACACACAUCGUCGUGUAUAUAUUGAACCGUCCUUAAUUCCAUCGUGAUUCACAACUCUUAUUCCCUCCCGACCUAGCUAGCUACAGCUCUCCCUCUCCUUUUCCUAUCUCCCAUUCAAGAAAACAAAGUUUCAAACUCAUUCGACCCAUUAGUUCAACAAGUCCCUUCCAAAUCCAAACCCACCCCAUAAAACCAGGAAUAUCUAUUCCCACAAAAUCUUCCUUCUCUAGCUAGCUACUUGAUGAAAAGAACUGCUAGAAAAGUGAUGAUUUGAAGAUAUGGGUUAUGGGUUUUUGUCUUUCAAUUUGCACUAGCUCUAUAAACUCUCCCUUCAUAUAUAUAAUUAGGUUUCUGGUUCAUGUGUGUUUAAUGGACUGCUUGAAAGAGGUGGAAGGGAAGAGAGUUCAUGACCAUUUUGAGGACAAGAUGAGCAACUCAGUGAAGCUAGUAUGGGUGCCGGGACCCGUGAUAGUCGGCGCCGGGCCUUCGGGCUUGGCUGCAGCUGCUUGCCUAAAAGAGAAGGGUGUCCCAAGCUUGAUACUGGAAAGGGCAAAUUGCAUAGCUUCCUUGUGGAAGCACAAGACCUAUGACCGGCUUCACCUUCAUCUUCCCAAGCAAUUCUGUGAGCUUCCUCUCAUGUCUUUCCCCUCAAAUUUUCCAACUUACCCUACCAAGCAACAGUUUCUGGCCUACUUGGAGGAUUAUGCCCAACAUUUCAGCCUGAAUCCAGUGUUCAACAAGACAGUGGUGAGUGCCGAAUUUGACGAGGUUUGUGGGUUCUGGAGGGUUAGGAGCUUGGGGAUGAAAAUGGAGGAGACUGAGUUUGUGUGCCAAUGGUUGAUUGUGGCCACGGGAGAGAAUGCUGAGGAGGUUGUGCCCAAAAUUGAGGGGAUGAAUGAGUUUUCAGGCAAAAUUGUUCAUACUAGCUUAUAUAAAAGUGGUAAAUCAUUUCAGGGAAAGAAUGUCUUGGUUGUUGGCUGUGGAAACUCAGGCAUGGAGGUUUGCUUGGACCUCUGCAAUUAUAAUGCCCAACCUUCUCUUGUGGUUAGAGAUUCAGUGCAUGUGUUGCCACAAGAGAUGCUUGGAAGAUCAACUUUUGGAGUGUCCAUGUGGUUGCUCAAGUGGUUCUCAAUGCGAGCAGUGGAUCGAUUCUUGCUCCUAAUGUCACGGAUUAUGCUCGGCGACACUGCACGACUCGGCCUCACCAGGCCUAAUCUUGGUCCGCUCCAACUCAAGAGUGUUUCAGGCAAGACCCCAGUUUUGGAUGUUGGAACCCUUAAAAAGAUCAAAAAGGGCCACAUUAAAGUUCGCCAAGGAAUAAAGAGACUAAGACAUCACACGGUGGAGUUUGUAGAUGGGAAGAUAGAGAAUUUUGAUGCUAUCAUCUUAGCUACAGGUUACAAAAGUAAUGUACCGACUUGGUUGAAGGAAAACAAUUUCUUCUCGGAGAAAGAUGGGUUCCCAACAAAGCCAUUCCCGCACGGAUGGAAAGGCGAAAAUGGAUUGUUCGCGGUCGGAUUCACCAAGCGCGGCUUGCUUGGAACAUCCGUGGAUGCCACAAGGAUCGCCGAAGACAUUGAAAAGCAGUGGAACGCUAAGCCACGCAAUCUAUGGUCUUCAGAAAAGAAAAUAAUUGAGUUGAAGCAAAUUGAUAGACUUCAUUUGACAUGAUGGUGCUCCAAGUACAAAUGAGAUCGAUGAAGCCAGAAAGGUUGUUUUUUUUUUUUUCUCUUUUUCGUGGUUUUAAAUAUGAUUAAAGCUUUUAGAUAUAUAUAUAUAUGCGUAUAUAUAUUUUUUCUCUAAUUAGUUGUAGUUCUGAGAGGCUUAAGUGUUUGUUCUUAGGUUUAGGGUAUAAUUUAUCAAUGUGUUGGUGGUGGGUUGCUAGUUCUUGUGUAUAGUCUAAAUGUUCUUCAGAUUUUGCAAUGAGAUUACAUAUAUUUCUCUUGAUGUGGUUACUUGCCUAACCCAACCUUGACAUAGAAGGGACCAUUUUUUAUCAACUUUUUCCCAAAAAAAUAAAAAGAGAAAGAUACAAAAGAAAAAGGAAAGAAAAGAGAAAAAGAUCUUUCAAGCAUUGCAAGGUCCCAGGCAUAUGCAGAUGGAAGUGGACCUUAGCUAG
Messenger RNA from Diospyros lotus (date-plum), 2342 nucleotides. RefSeq names its product indole-3-pyruvate monooxygenase YUCCA2-like. Bases 509 to 1894 code for a protein of 461 amino acids. Gene Ontology annotation, molecular function: NADP binding; N,N-dimethylaniline monooxygenase activity; flavin adenine dinucleotide binding. The record is from RefSeq and is a predicted model, not a curated record. NCBI's taxonomy places the organism in Eukaryota, Viridiplantae, Streptophyta, Magnoliopsida, Ericales, Ebenaceae. Gene Ontology annotation, biological process: auxin biosynthetic process. The transcript has 4 exons.